UUUGGAAGCGUGUGGAUAGUUAAAGCAGCUACAGGAAGGCAAGGACCUCCAGUUUAGUUUAUCCCAUUCUUCUGAGGACAAGGCACGCUCGUUUUCAGCACAAUGUCAGACAGAAGCCCAUUUGAAACGGAUAUGUUAACCCUUACUCGAUUUGUCAUGGAAAGGGGAAGAGAAGCCAAGGGUACCGGGGAAUUCACACAACUACUCAAUUCCAUGCUGACUGCUAUAAAAGCCAUUUCUUCUGCCGUGAGAAAAGCUGGCAUUGCUCACAUGUUUGGUAUUGCUGGAAGUGUGAAUGUAACUGGAGAUGAAGUGAAGAAAUUGGAUGUGCUGUCUAAUGAUCUUGUGAUUAAUAUGCUAAAAUCCUCAUUUUCCACGUGUGCUCUGGUUUCUGAGGAAAACAAGGAAAUCGUCAUUAUACCAAAAGAUAUGAGGGGUAAAUACGUCGUGUGUUUUGAUCCUCUUGAUGGUUCUUCCAACAUAGACUGCUUAGCAUCGAUUGGAACAAUCUUUGCCAUUUACAAAAAGACAACAGAAACUGAACCCUGUGAGCAAGAUGUUCUCCAGCCUGGGCGAAACAUUGUAGCAGCAGGCUAUGCUCUAUAUGGAAGUGCUACACUUGUGGCGCUCUCUACUGGCCAGGGAGUGGACUGCUUCAUGUUAGAUCCGGCACUGGGAGAAUUUGUUUUGGUUGACAGAAAUGUGAAAAUAAAGAAGAAAGGAAAGAUUUACAGUCUGAAUGAAGGAUAUGCAAAAUACUUUGACCCCGCAAUAACAGAGUACCUACAAAACAAAAAGUUUCCUCCAGAUGGCAGCGCUCCGUACAGCUCCAGGUAUGUUGGUUCAAUGGUCGCUGACGUUCACAGAACUCUUGUAUACGGUGGAAUUUUCAUGUAUCCAGCUAAUGAGAAGAGUCCUAAAGGAAAGCUACGCCUGUUGUAUGAGUGUAAUCCAAUGGCCUUUAUUAUUGAGCAAGCAGGUGGAAUGGCAACCACUGGAAGUCAGCCAGUGCUCGACGUUCAGCCAGAAACUAUCCAUCAGAGGGUGCCACUGAUUCUUGGCUCUCCAGAAGAUGUUCAAGAGUACUUGGCUUGUGUGAAGAAACACCAGAAGAGCAGCUAAUUGUGUUUAACUUUUGUUUUUCAUUCAUGUACCUGUGUUUCUUAUGCAUAAAAGACGUUCUGAACAUC
This is a messenger RNA of Bufo bufo (common toad), 1190 nucleotides long. Its product is annotated as fructose-1,6-bisphosphatase isozyme 2. Gene Ontology annotation, molecular function: fructose 1,6-bisphosphate 1-phosphatase activity. The transcript is spliced from 7 exons. Lineage: Eukaryota; Metazoa; Chordata; Amphibia; Anura; Bufonidae. Gene Ontology annotation, biological process: gluconeogenesis; fructose 6-phosphate metabolic process; fructose 1,6-bisphosphate metabolic process. The record is from RefSeq and is a predicted model, not a curated record. The coding region runs from base 103 to 1122 and encodes 339 amino acids. Gene Ontology annotation, cellular component: cytosol; cytoplasm.